AGUUAAAGACAACUGCGUGUCAGGGGGAGAUCUCCUUGACGUCCCCAAAGGAGGGGGGAAAGUUGGAGACCAAGGAGAACAUGGGGGUGGACGAGGAGUCCAAGCAGCUCACUGCGUUUGGGAAGGCCUUUCAUGACUUGACCCAUUCAGAGAGGGUGAUUGACGACCUGACGUUUGGUCGGCGGGUGGGACUUUACGAGCUGAGAGGAGAGAUCGGAUCGGGAAACUUCUCCCGGGUUAGAUUGGGGAUUCAUGACCUGACCAAAGAGAAAGUGGCAGUAAAAAUCCUGGACAAAGUGCGUCUGGGCAAGAAAUCGAAAGCGCCUUUCGCCUCGGAAAUUUCUUGCAUGGAGAAGCUGAAUCACCCAAAUAUCGUCCGCCUGUAUGAGGUGGUGGAGACGUUCAAGAGGCUCUACCUGGUGAUGGAGUACGCCAGCGGAGGAGAACUGUUCUCCCGCAUCAGCACCAGGGGGCGUCUGUCGGACCUGGAGAGCAAGCUGGUGUUUUCUCAGGUCACGUCUGCAGUCAAACACAUGCAUGAUAAUAAUAUCAUCCACAGGGACCUGAAGGCAGAGAACGUCUUCUACACCAACACCUACUGCAUUAAAGUGGGCGACUUUGGUUUCAGCUCGAUCUGCCGCCCCGACGACGUCCUUCACACGUUCUGCGGCUCCCCGCCUUACACGGCCCCCGAGCUGUUCAGGGAGAAGGGCUACGUCGGCAGAUACGCCGACAUGUGGGCGCUGGGGAUCUUGCUCUACUUCAUGGCGACCGCCACGCUGCCAUUCAAAGCGACAAACACAGGGCGGCUGAGGUGUUGCAUCCUGCAGGGCUCCUACGCCAUUCCGCCCUACGUACCUAGGCCGUGCAGGGAGAUCAUCGCCGGCCUCUUGAGGCCGGUUCCCGUCGAUCGCCUCACCGCGAGCCAGAUCGCGGACAGCGACUGGAUGAGAGGCAUCGACGGCCCCGGGGCAUACCUGUCCUGUAGCCCCUUGCCCUCCCACCUGGUCGAGCCCGCCCACGGCGUCCUCAGCGCGGAUGAACUGAAAGUGAAGGCGGCGCUGGAGGACCUCGGCAUCACCGGGGUGCAAGUCCUCAGCAGCCGCCUGGACCUGAAGAGCCCCAUCAACGGCACUUAUCGGAUUCUGCUGCACCGUAUGCAAAAGAGAAGGACCGUGGAGGCCGUGGGCUACAGCCCGAUGUGCGCCAAAGAGUCCCAGAACGGACCCACGUGGAGGACGGGCUCAGACGGCCGCUUAAACAAACACCACUCUGUGGUCUGCGUCGUCAUGUAG
Pungitius pungitius (ninespine stickleback) is the source of this 1295-nucleotide messenger RNA. RefSeq names its product serine/threonine-protein kinase NIM1. Gene Ontology annotation, molecular function: protein serine/threonine kinase activity; ATP binding; tau-protein kinase activity. The record is from RefSeq and is a predicted model, not a curated record. Gene Ontology annotation, cellular component: cytoplasm. The transcript is spliced from 3 exons. Lineage: Eukaryota; Metazoa; Chordata; Actinopteri; Perciformes; Gasterosteidae. Bases 81 to 1295 code for a protein of 404 amino acids. Gene Ontology annotation, biological process: intracellular signal transduction; microtubule cytoskeleton organization; protein phosphorylation.